Molecule: messenger RNA, 1942 nt
Organism: Patiria miniata (bat star)
Lineage: Eukaryota; Metazoa; Echinodermata; Asteroidea; Valvatida; Asterinidae
Product: indoleamine 2,3-dioxygenase 2-like
Exons: 13
Coding region: 126-1271 (381 amino acids)
Biological process (GO): 'de novo' NAD+ biosynthetic process from L-tryptophan
Cellular component (GO): cytoplasm
Molecular function (GO): heme binding; metal ion binding; L-tryptophan 2,3-dioxygenase activity
Source: RefSeq, a predicted model, not a curated record
GCCUAGCUGAAGCUUUGACUUGAGAUGGAUGUAGCGCCGCUACAGAAUCAGGAUGUCGAAAAACUGAAUUGCAAGGUUUGGUUCCUUGUCUUCGUGACUACGCUGUGUCACCCAAAUUAGGCUUUAUGAAUGAAAACCCACUGCGGAAACUCCCAGAUUACUUUGAUCCAUGGUGGAAAAUAGCCACAAGACUUCCGCAACUUGUUGAAGACGGGACGCUCCGAGAUGAAGUUCACAAGAUGCCAUUUCUGGAUUACCGGCAACUGAACGGCGAGCCAGAAUGGCGUCUUGCUCACCGUGUGCUUGGUUUCACAACACAGUGUUACGUCUGGACGGCUGGAGAAAAACACAUUCCUCAGACUCUCCCAAAGAAUCUGGCUGUCCCAUACUGGGAGGUCUCCAAACUUCUUGGUAUUACGCCAAGCUUGUGCCAGCUCAUUGCCGCGCUGGAUAACUGGGUGCUUGUCGACCCUGAAGGCCCCGUAGCCUUAGAUAAUUUGAGGACCGUCCUCAAUAUGGUGGGUGGAGAUGACGAGUCGUGGUUCUUCAUGGUGAGUGGUCAGAUCGAGAUGGACUGUGGGGCUGCAUUGUGCGGCAUCGUUGAAGCUCAACAGGCUGUUAAAGAUCUGGAUGUCAACACGUACAUAGCAGCACUGGAGAAGGUAGAGAAAGCCGUCAGGAAAAUGAAAGAAACUCUGAGCAGAAUGAGAGAAAGGAGUCGGCCAUGGAUGUUCUAUAAUGUUUUACGUCCCUUUGUGGCAGGAUGGGACAGCCCAGCAUUUAAGGCCAAAGGAUGGAAGGGGCUCAUCUAUGAAGGUGUCAGCCCAGAACCACUUUGUUAUGGUGGGGGCAGUGCUGCUCAGAGUGCUACAUUGCCCUGUAUUGAUGCAGGGUUAGGUAUCCUCCACCAACCAGAGGAAGAGAAAGUCUGUACCAACUUUCAGAGCCAGAUGUUGCCCUUGCACCGUGAUUUAAUCAAAGCAUUGGCCGAUGGACCCUCAGUUCGGCACUUUGCAACUUUUUCCAAGAAUUCCCGAGCACUUCGAGUCUACAAUGCAUGUCUACAGGCAGUUGCUGACUACCGUACUUUUCAUCUUACUAUUGUUACACAGUACAUUAUUAUCCCGUCGCGUCAGAAAGACACAGAUAAGAAGUAUUCCCGCCAGGCAGGUUUAGGUACCGGAGGAACAGGGUUCAUGAUGUAUCUGAAAUCGUUGAGGAACUCUGUGGUGAAUGCUUUCCACCAGAAUGAUGACGGAACAGAAGUUUGACGAACAUAUGCCCAGCUUUUUCCCAAACCCUGGUGAUGAGCCAACAAAAUUCAUGAUAUGAAUUUUAAAGUACUACAGCCAGACUAGAGUAAUCGUGUAUCAAGAUCAGUACAGCUAAAUUUUGUUUUAAUUUUAUGUUUUUCAGUACUUCUCGUGCAAAGCAGCUCUAUGUAUAUUGAACCUAAAUGCAGUAUUCUUUUUAAGUUGAACAAAGAAAUUCACUUGAGCGGGGUUCGAACCUGUGACCUCCGGAUUGCUGUUCCGGUACUCUACCAACUGAGCUAUCCAGCCCUAUGUUGCCAGUUCCCCAUUUUGUCAAUGUCUUUGUUUAAGGGGAGUCAGUCGGAAGUCAUAUUCCUGCGUAUGCCACGCAGCCAGGGAUCAUUCCCAAAGGCAAGAUGCUAGCAUCAUUAGCAAUGCUACAAAGUUUGUUUUUCUUACAAACUUUCCUGAAUCCUCUAAAAUCCACCACUGGAUUUUCAAGGGUCACGUCAGCAGGCUACAUAAUGUUUGCUAGUUGUAUUAAAAAGGAUACUAUUACAGCAGUGUGGUUGCGAAGGGUGAUUUCUAAAGGUUACGUAACACUUUAUUUUGAAUGAAACUACAUGCACACAGACAUGUUCACGUUGGCUUGCGAAAUCAUUGAAAAUUAAUUUCUCCUGUUUGGAAGA